AUGCAGAUGGAGCCUCUGGCAAUAUCUUUUAAGAUCAACAAUCCCUCUAAGACACGAAAAGCAAAGGCUCUGCACCGCCCCUAUGGUUGUGACACUGAACCCCAGGCACUGAAUGAAGCCAUCAGGUGGAGCUCCAAGGAGAAUCUGCUUGGAGCCACUGAGAGCGACCCCAAUCUUUUUGUUGCACUUUACGAUUUUGUAGCAAGUGGUGACAAUACACUCAGCAUCACCAAAGGUGAGAAGUUACGAGUAUUGGGUUACAACCAGAACGGUGAAUGGAGUGAGGUACGCUCUAAGAACGGGCAGGGAUGGGUACCUAGUAACUACAUCACCCCAGUGAACAGUCUGGAGAAGCAUUCCUGGUAUCACGGACCAGUGUCACGCAGCGCAGCUGAGUAUCUGCUGAGCAGCCUCAUUAAUGGCAGCUUCCUAGUUCGGGAAAGUGAGAGCAGCCCAGGACAAUUGUCCAUCUCACUUAGGUACGAGGGACGUGUUUACCACUACAGGAUCAAUACCACCCCAGAUGGCAAGGUGUACGUAACAGCUGAAAGCCGCUUCAGCACACUGGCAGAGUUGGUUCACCAUCAUUCAACAGUAGCUGAUGGCCUGGUGACAACCUUGCACUAUCCAGCUCCAAAGUGCAAUAAGCCCACAGUCUAUGGAGUGUCCCCAAUCCAUGACAAAUGGGAGAUGGAACGAACAGACAUCACCAUGAAGCACAAACUUGGGGGAGGACAGUAUGGUGAAGUGUAUGUUGGGGUUUGGAAGAAAUACAACCUCACAGUUGCUGUAAAAACACUCAAGGAAGAUACUAUGGAGGUGGAAGAGUUCUUGAAAGAAGCUUCUGUUAUGAAGGAAAUCAAGCAUCCCAAUCUAGUUCAGCUAUUAGGUGUGUGUACUCUGGAACCCCCCUUUUACAUUGUGACAGAAUACAUGCCAUAUGGGAAUCUGUUGGACUACCUGCGGGAGUGCAAUCGGGAGGAGGUGACUGCUGUUGUCCUGCUGUACAUGGCCACUCAAAUAUCCUCUGCUAUGGAGUAUCUGGAGAAGAAGAACUUCAUCCACAGGGAUCUAGCGGCUCGCAAUUGUCUAGUUGGAGAGAAUCAUGUGGUGAAGGUGGCUGACUUCGGCUUAAGCAGACUGAUGACUGGAGACACAUAUACGGCUCACGCUGGGGCAAAGUUUCCUAUCAAAUGGACAGCACCUGAAAGUCUAGCCUACAACACGUUCUCUAUCAAAUCAGAUGUUUGGGCUUUUGGAGUGUUGCUAUGGGAGAUUGCAACGUAUGGGAUGUCGCCUUAUCCUGGCAUUGACCUCUCUCAGGUUUAUGAUCUGCUAGAAAAAGGGUAUCGGAUGGAACAGCCUGAAGGUUGCCCCCCAAAGGUCUAUGAGCUCAUGAGAGCAUGCUGGAAGUGGAGUCCCUUAGACAGGCCUUCAUUUGCUGAGACUCAUCAGGCCUUUGAAACCAUGUUCCAUGAUUCUAGCAUCUCUGAAGAAGUAGCAGAAGAACUUGGGCGGACAGCAUCCUCCUCAUCCAUUGUGCCAUAUCUGCCUCGGUUACCCAUGCUUCCUUCCAAGACCAGGACUUUGAAGAAACAAGCAGAAAACAAAGAGAAUAUUGAAGGAACUCAAGAGGCCGUAGAGCAUUCUGCCUCCAGUUCUGCACCAGGUUUUAUCAGAAGCACACAGCAGACCAGCGGAUCGCCAGCACUACCUCGCAAGCAGAGAGACAAGUCACCCAGCAGCCUCUUAGAAGACACCAGAGAGACAACCUUCACUAGGGACCGGAAAGGUGGCUUCUUUAGCUCUUUCAUGAAGAAGAAAAAUGCUCCCACCCCUCCAAAACGUAGCAGUUCUUUCCGCGAGAUGGAAAAUCAGCCUCACAAGAAGUAUGAGUUGACGGGUAACUUUUCAUCGGUCGGUCCUUUGCAGCACAUCGAUGGUUUUUCUUUUACCCCCUCACAGCAGGAUGGAAACCUUUCCUCUUCCAAGUGCUAUGGUGGAGGCUUCACACAGAGGAACUUCUAUGGGGACGAUGGUGGUGGCAGCGGCUCUAGUGGUGGCGGAGGCACAAAUGCCAGUAGCGGCUGGUCAGGCAUAACGGGCUUCUUUACCCCACGCCUGAUUAAAAAGACACUGGGCUUACGAACUGGGAGGUCUGCUGGCAAUGAAGACAUUUCAAAGCCUUUCCCCCGGUCCAACUCAACAUCUUCCAUGUCCUCAGGUCUUCCCGAGCAGGAAAGGAUGGCAAUGACCCUCCCCAGGAAUUGCCAUAGGUCAAAAGUCCAACUAGAAAGGACAGUCUCCACCUCCUCUCAACCCGAGGAGAGCACAAGCAAAUCCAAUGACCUGCUUCCCAAAAGGUGUGAAGAAAUCCCCCUUGUGACCAGAGACAGACCAAAAGCCAAACUUCUACCAAGAGGUGCUACAGCUGUUCCCCCCAAGACCCCUUCUGUGGACUCCCCUGUUUCUGAAAAGGACUGUCCAGGGCCGACAGCCACCGCGAGCCUGAAGAGUAAAGAGAAGAACAGCAGUACGUGGCAAGGGCUGGCAGAAAGCGAGGAGAAAUCGGGAUGGUCUUCUCCAACCAAGGGCUCAGCAAUACUUCCAACCACUCAUAAUCACAAAGUGCCAGUCCUGAUCUCGCCCACUCUGAAGCAUACUCCAGCAGACGUGCAGCUCAUUGGCACGGACUCUCAGGGGAACCGGUUCAAGCUCUUAUCUGAGCAUCAGGUCGCAGCUUCCAACGACAGGCCCAGGCGGAUCAAACCAAAGUGUGCUCCACCCCCGCCCCCCGUGAUGAGGCUUCUGCAGCAGCCUCCAGCUUGCUCAGAGGCAACAGAUGAGCUGAAUAACGGAGCGCCGGCGCAGCAGCACGGGCAAGAAUCAAGUGAGGGCAACAAAAGGGCAGCGACGGCACCCACCGGUGGAAAAUCUGGCAGGCCUGUGAUGCCUCCGCCUCAAGUGCCUCCCUCGUCGUCUUCCGCCUCACCUGCCAAAAUGGCAAACGGCACAGCGGGGGCCAAAGUAGCUCUGAGAAAGACGAAACAGGCAGCCGAGAGGAUUUCAGCGGACAAAAUCAGCAAAGAGGCUCUGCUGGAGUGCGCAGACCUUCUUUCAAGUGCCAUCGCUGAGCCCUCUACAAACAGCCAGUUGGUAGACACAGGGCACCAGCUGCUCGAUUACUGCUCAGGCUAUGUGGACUGCAUCCCCCAAACGCGCAACAAGUUUGCCUUCCGGGAAGCUGUGAGCAAACUGGAACUCAGCCUGCAGGAGCUGCAGGUGUCCUCGGCGGCUGCUAGCAUGCCCGGCGCGAACCCUGUACUUAAUAACUUAUUGUCUUGUGUCCAAGAAAUCAGUGAUGUUGUCCAGAGGUAGCUACUGUAGAUUAUCUGGUUGGGAGGAAACAUGAGACACAAUGUGGAGAGAGACGAGAAGGGUCGGGAUGACUUUCCUGUGGUCCCCCCUCCCCCCUGAUGUUAUUGCUUCUGAAAUGAAAGACUGAUACUUGAGCGAGUUUUAUGUGAAGUACCUCAAAUCACUGAGCUCUCAUGUUUACAGGUUCAUCUCAGUACAUGGGGCUGAUGGGAGGGGAGCCGGGCUUCGUGGGGAGGGGUCCGAAGAUUGCAGCUGGUAGGGGCAGAAUGUCAAGAAUUUGCCCUAGCCAGAAAAGGCAAUCUUGCAUUUGCCAAGGGGGGAGGGCGGGAGGGGUGGGGGUUCUGAUGUUCUCAGCCCUCUUCCUCUUAGGCAGGAGAAUCAACAGCAAGGUCCUAGUUUUGGGAAAGGCCUGCUGUUCUCCACGUUGUCCAGAUGACCAGAGCUACUGGGAAGGGAAGCCACUUCCUCUUCUGCACUACUGCAUGUUUUGGCCUCAUGAACAACAGCAGAAAAGUUCAGGGGCACCAAUGGAACUGGAGUUUGCUACCCCCCCACCCCCCCGCUCGGAGGGAAGUGGGGGCAAGGUCUGUUAUGUUAAAUGGCAUUUGGAUGGGCUAGUGCAGGGUCUGCAACCUGCGGCUCUCCAGAUGUUCAUGGACUACAAAUCCCAUCAGUCCCUGCCAGCAUGGCCAAUUGGAACAUCUGGAGAGCCACAGGUUUCAGACCCCUGGGCUAGUGCAUCCCCUUCCCAAAGCUCCAGACGCCAUUUAACAUGACAGGCCUUAUCAUCCACAGUGUGAUUUGCUGCUGUAACAAAUUGCAGCAAGCCAGAUGAUCUUUGAAACACAUGCCUUUUUGUUCUCUUUGACGUCAUUUAGGCGCCACCACCGCCACCACCCCUGCACACCCAUCACUCCUUCACUGGUAGCUGAGUGAUGCUGGGCAAACGGGCCACUGGAUUUCACUCCCCAACUCCGAAAGCACGCAAACUGGCUAUUAUCACCAUUUUGGUAGUGUAGCAUGGGAAUCUGUCUAACCUGGCAAUCUCUUGAGUAGUUUGGGGCUGUAGCGCAAACUUACCAGCAUGGGUCUGAAAGCUGUUUUUAUUUGUGUUUAAAUUUUGGUACAGUAUUGACUCCUGUUCCUUUGAUAAACCUUGAGGUGCCACCCUUGUUUUAAAAGCAUUGCAGAAUGCUGCUGCUGCUGCUGUUCUCUACAUUCCUUUUUUUUUAAAAAAAAAAGUAAAAAUAAACUAUAGCUGUCCCUAACCCAGCUAUUUUUUUGAGGGAACCAGAAAAAAUAUAGCUGAACCAGACCGGACUUAAUUUGUCUCCCUCUGCUGCUUAGAAAUGGGCUCCUAGGAGCUCCUCCUCUGUGAUAUUACCUUCCAUUCAUAUUAAAAAUAUGGAUGUUUUUGCCCUAUCCUAAAUGGCUUGUUUUCUGAACAUGCAUUACUGGGGAAAGCAAUCUAAUGGUAUGGAUGGAAUGACUUGAUAAAUAACAGGGGCUAAAGGAAGAAUGGACUGUCAACUCUUCUUUCUUGCACUUUUAGUUCAGGCAAGAGUCUACCUGCAUUUUGGACCCAGUGCGAACCAGAGCAAUAGUGGCUCUCUCACAGUGGCAACAUGAAAAUGGUCCUCCUCCUUCUCCAUGCAGAUAACGUAACCUAAUGUAGGUGCGCCACACGGAUUGAGUUGCAGUCCCUUCCCCCUUUUAACAUAGUGGGAAAAAAAUAACACCUACAUGAAGGAAAUACGUCAUUAUUAGUUGGGGAGGGUGAGGGGCAGGCAUACCUUAAUGACAACACUGUUAUUGCUGGUUGUGUGAACUGAGCCUUGGUUGCCCAUUCUGGUUUAUGUAUAGAAUGCUACUGUUCACAAAGACACAAGACUUCAUUUUUAUCGGUAAUGGUGCUUAAAAAACUGUGUCCUUAAAUAGAAUUCAAAAAAAUUAAGAGAAAUUUGAUUUCUCCCAGAUUACACUCCUUGAAAUGUGGAUAGGAAAUUCCUGCCCUUAGAAGUCUACCAAGUUGAACACAAAUCUUACCUCAGCUCCUUGUAUUUCCUCAGGAUACAUACUGCUGGGAGGGGAAGGUCUUUACAGCUCUAGCAGCUAUAUACUAAUUCCAAAUUAAAAUCUGCAACAAUCCAUUCACAGUUGUCAGUAAAUUUCCAUAUUUUUUUUUAUUAGCAGCAUUGGCAGCAAGCAAUUUUUCAGGGUCAGAUUUGCUGUGCACCUUAAACCUUACAAGUUGGUAAUUUUUCGUUUUAACUUAUGGAAACUCUAAAAUGUUUUAUCGUGCUUCUCUAUGGAGAGAGAGAGA
Sphaerodactylus townsendi is the source of this 5701-nucleotide messenger RNA. It is a transcript of the gene ABL2, whose product is annotated as ABL proto-oncogene 2, non-receptor tyrosine kinase. The coding region runs from base 1 to 3378 and encodes 1125 amino acids. The record is from RefSeq and is a predicted model, not a curated record. Gene Ontology annotation, biological process: protein phosphorylation; regulation of apoptotic process. Gene Ontology annotation, molecular function: ATP binding; protein binding; non-membrane spanning protein tyrosine kinase activity. The transcript is spliced from 11 exons. NCBI's taxonomy places the organism in Eukaryota, Metazoa, Chordata, Lepidosauria, Squamata, Sphaerodactylidae.